Mangifera indica (mango) is the source of this 1285-nucleotide messenger RNA. RefSeq names its product BTB/POZ domain-containing protein At1g21780-like. The record is from RefSeq and is a predicted model, not a curated record. Bases 118 to 1101 code for a protein of 327 amino acids. Gene Ontology annotation, molecular function: protein binding. The transcript has 4 exons. NCBI's taxonomy places the organism in Eukaryota, Viridiplantae, Streptophyta, Magnoliopsida, Sapindales, Anacardiaceae.
UUAAAGCACUUCUACUUCAAUACUGCGUCAAACAACUUCAACGCCAAGUUAUCCUCCUUCCUCUUCUUCUCCUCCCACGCUUGAGAACUAGAGCAGCUCAGAAAACAAUACAAACAAAUGGGGGAUUCGCGAGUGGAGACAAUCUCGAGAUUAGCACAAUGGAAAAUAGAAAAUUUUGGACCUUGCUCUUCUUACAAAAAAUCCGAAGCUUUCAAGGUCGGCAUCUGGAACUGGUAUUUAUCCAUAGAGAAAAAUCGUUAUCUGUAUGUACGAUUAUUUCCAGAACCAUCCCGUCUGGCAAAAGAACAACCUCCUAUUGCUAGUUUCGUUCUUCGAGUCUCUAUUGCUGGCUCUAACCGCAAACCAUACAUCUCUCCAGUUCAUGAGAGAUUGCUUCGGAGUUGUGAAGACUUUGUCUGGCCUGUUGAUACUACCUUUCAGGGUCGCUUCAUUAUUGAUGUUGAGUUUCUGGACCUGAAAGUGUGUCCACUGAAUGGCGGGGUGCCCAUUUCUAUAUGGCCCUGUGAUGGAUUGAUGCAAUCGGUCUCAUCCCAAAGCACUCUUCGAUGCCUCUCACGCAUGCUUGAGGAAGCCAUCCACGCAGAUGUUACCAUUCACGCUGCUGAUGGCACUUUAAGAGCUCACAAGGCAGUUCUGGCUGCGAGUUCUCCUGUUUUCCAGAGUAUGUUCCAUCAUAAUCUUAAGGAAAAGGAAUCCUCCAUAAUUAAAAUAGAAGACAUGUCGGUAGAAUCUUGUAUGGCCCUUCUCAGUUACUUGUAUGGAACCAUAAAACAAGGGGAUUUCUGGAAGCACAGGCUGUCACUGCUGGGGGCAGCUGACAAAUAUGACAUUGCUGACUUAAAAGAUGCUUGUGAGGAUAGUCUUAUGGAAGAUAUCAACACAGUGAAUGUCCUCGAGAGGCUGCAGGAAGCCUGGCUAUACCAGUUGAACAAGUUGAAGAAAGGAUGUUUGAUGUAUUUGUUCGACUUUGGCAAGAUAUACGAUGUUAGAGAUGAAAUCAAUAAUUUUUUCAGGCAAGCAGACCGGGAACUGACACUGGAGAUGUUCCAAGAAGUGCUUACGGUUUGGAAACCUGUAUAAUCUGCCACAUAGGUUUUCUGUUUCGGAUUUGGUUUCAGCCUUUGUGAAAUCGUCUUUAUAGAUAUGUAAUGAGUUUAUAGCUAUUAGCUGUGAGAUUUUAGUGUUGUCAAUGAUCUAAACCUUUGUUCUGGACUUGACAAUUAUGUGGUAUGGAAUAUGGAUGAAUAGUUUGCUCUUUUGUUUA